AAUAAAAUAGCUGUCCGAUUUACGCAUGUCAAAUAAAAAUGAGUUUACCUAGGCCGAAGGAGAAGACAACGAUUUUGGACCUGUUAUGAAAGCAUUCAAUCAUUUAUACGAAUCUAUAUUUAUCUCGAUUUCUUAGAAGAGACAAAAUGUUGCAUCUAAUCGUUAAGAAGACUUUACCAAAGAAUGUCUCAUUCGUCUACCUUGGAACAUUCAAUGUACAUCGUUCUUUAUCUAAUCAAAAGCAACAAAGUGUAAAUGCAAAUGUACCAGGACUUAGCGACAAAUGUUACAAACUUCCUACAAAACCGGUGGGACCAGGUGCAUCCAAAGAUAAAGAGUAUAAAAAUCCAGAGUACUUUUGUUAUCACUUAGAUUCAUUCGCAGAAGCAGAAGUGGAAUUAGAAAAAUACAGGUUACCAGCUCCUUCUAACAAAAGACCCUUCAAGCAAUGAAUAACCAUUUAAAAUCUAUAAAAGAAACAAGUUAUUAUCGAUGGCCGAGGGAAUCGAAGGAAAUAAGCUUAUAGUUUCCAUUAGAAAUUAGUGUUAUAUAAUGAAAAAAGUAUUUAAUAAAAAAAGUAUAAAUACAAUUAG
Messenger RNA from Vespa mandarinia (Asian giant hornet), 593 nucleotides. It is a transcript of the gene NdufV3, whose product is annotated as NADH:ubiquinone oxidoreductase subunit V3. NCBI's taxonomy places the organism in Eukaryota, Metazoa, Arthropoda, Insecta, Hymenoptera, Vespidae. The record is from RefSeq and is a predicted model, not a curated record. Gene Ontology annotation, cellular component: mitochondrion; respiratory chain complex I.